AUGUCCACUCAAAAUGGAAUUUUGGGCAUUCUAACCUCCCAAAAACUGUGGACGGCACCUAGCAAGGAACAAUAUCUGCCAGCAUAUUUCAAGGAAAUAUGUGAUGAAUACCUUUUGUCAGAGGAUAAACAUAGAGUUUAUCCUGUUGAGGUUAGUGGUUCUUAUAUACAUUGGAAGUGAAUACCAGUAUGGAGCUGGCCUAUAGUUAAUUAAUUGGAAUGAUUUGUUUAAUAAAGCUUUUAUCACAGCUUUAAUGAACCAUUUAAACAUCCAAAAUGACAUUUUAAUGUUGUCUGAAUUAGUUUGAUUCCAGUAACAGAAACGAUCUUUUUAAUACUGUCAGGCAAAACUUUUGUAUACACGAUUCAGUUGCUCUUCAAUUGUGUUUUUUUUAAUAGUGUCUUGGUCUUCAAAGAAAUUCCAGACCUGCCACAUGUGUGAUUGGCUCAGAUUUUCACGUUCAAAUUGUGGACGGAAAAGCGAAACGUAUACUUCCAAGUGAAUCGCCAUACAGUGUAAUUGAAAACAUCCCAUUUGUCAGACAAUUGGAUUUUGAAGGUGAUUCAGUGUAUAGUGUAUAUAAUUGCAGGUUAAUUGUAUGUUAGAGUGGUGGAAAUGUCUGAAACAGUGGUCGAGAGAUAACCGUUAAAGUAGUUAGUAUAAGAUUCUUUGGCUUUUGCAUAACGAUUAAUGGUUAAUAGAAAAAGGAUUACAUAACACUAACUGUGAUUAUUGUUUAGGCGACCUUGAUGGUGGGAAAAGCCUUAUUGAAUUGAUUGAAUUGAUGGAACAUUAUAUGAAAGAUAAUUUUUUGGCAACAUUGCUUGUUUUGGGUGGACUUGGGAUUGGUGUCCAUUAUGACCAAUUAAAUAAAAAAUCAGAUCGUGGUGUACCGCUCAUAAUGGCAUACGGACAGCCGGUAUCAGGGAAAUCAACCACUAUGUCAAUUGCAAUGUCCAUUCUUGGUCAUAAAACAAGCAUUGGCGGUAUGUACAGGGCAGUUUUGCAAUGAAAGCAAUGUACUUUAUUCAUAUAAGCAUAUUAUACCUGCAUGCAUGGAUUUAAGAAAUUGCGAAGCUUGUCAGUUUAUCAGAUUUAAUUUGUUAUUAAUGUAAUAAGAUAUCCGUGAAUGGUUUUUGGCGGAACAGGAGGAAUUAGAAUUGGUAGUUUUAUCUUAUAUUCGACCAAAUGUGUACCACGCUACUAAUAGUAAUAUACAUUUCAAACCAUGAAUUCCUAGUUUGUUUCAAGUAUAAAUACCUGUGAAUGCCAUAUGAUAAAUUUUUUAUUAACCUCGCUUGCUCGGUAUGUACACAGAAAUAUUGGACCUCGGUCUUCUUGUACAAACAUCGCCCUAUAUGCCUACGGGCUCGGUCUGUACCAAAAAGAACAGUCGGUCCGACAUUUCUCCAUACAAACCUCACGUUCGAUUAAUUAUAAGAAAUUAAUGUGUUUUUGUAAUUUCUCUAGAAUUAACGUCAGCUGGCGCCUUGAAGUUGACCAAAGGUCAAACCCUUCCGUUUUGGUGGGACGAUGCGUCAGAUUUCUCUGUUCUAGAAGAAUUGGCAGUUUCUUCAUACAACAACGUAAGAAUAAUUUUAAUGAAUAUUUUUCUAUAUAUAUGGAUCAUGAAUGUACUUUGAUCUCCUCACAGCUCAUCAUCGAUACCAACAUCUGAAUGACAAAACUCACAAUUUUACCGCUUUUAGGCCAACCCCAGUAAUUACUGUAUUGUAAACAUACCAUAAAGUGAUAAAGUUCAAAGUAUUUAAUAAUAAAGUAUCCAGUCACAGAGCUUUAUUUUUUCAAUUUUUUUAUUUGAAAUUUGUAAGUGCGUUAACAGUUAAAUGUACUGCCAGUCUGUUUCCAACAAUGUAUAUAGCUUCCACGGAAUUAAUCAUUUCAAACCGCAAGCAACACGGCACAUGGUCGUACGGAUGUUCUGAUGAUCACUUCUUCUUUUUCAUUAAUGUCUAAUGGAUAUCUCAAUAAAAUGUUAUAUAAUAAUAAAGUGUUAUAUUCCUCACUGAGCUAUAUUAGGCAAAUAAAUUUAUCAAUAUAAAAUCCAGAUAAUAUGCCACUACACAUAAAUGCAUGCAGGUUCUCCAUUUACAGUAAUUUAAUUAUACUAUAUGUAUAUAAUACAUAUAGUACUAAGUUUUGCAUGUAUAUUCACUAGCACAUAAUCAGUAUUAUGUAUACGUUUUGUAGUCCAUCAAGCAAACAGCCUACAGCAAACCUGCAACGAGUUCAAGAACCAAUGCUCUAAUAACAAUGAAUCCCAACUCUAUUCCCAAAAAAAUCAGAGGUGAUAAGCAAAUGAUAAGGUAAAAAUGCAUGCAUUUUAUUAUAUAAAGAAUAGUGCUUUAUAGAGAUUUCGAGCACUGAUAAAAGUGAUGAUGAUGAUAACAAUAUUUAAUCAGGGACGUCCAACUCAGCAUAGCUGGUUUAAGUGGAGCCCUGGCAAAAAUAGAAUUACAAAACACACAGCUACAUACUAACAUAUAUAAAAUUACAACAAUUUAACAUACUGUAUACUAAUAACUAUAUUAUGUAGAUUCCAUAUAAUAUAGACUAAAUACUUUCUUGGACUAAAUACAUUCGGUCCUUAGAUACUUCUUUACAUCUAUUUUAAAUUUAGAAAACCUGGUUUGAUUUCUCAAUAUUAAUGGCAACCUAUUCAAUAUUUUUGCCCCGUUAUAUCGAAAAGAAUUUUGAUAUUUUGUGGUCUUAGCUAGAGGUAGGCGUAGGAGGAGGAAGUGAUAAUCUCACAUGUGAGAUUAUUCAUGAUAAUCGCACAUAUGAAAAUUAUCGCUUUUCAAUUAUUGCUUUUCUGUAAAAAUUAUCGCUUUUCAAAGACUGUCCUUUAUAUAAUAAACAGAAAAAUACACGGAUGCUUGGAAAUACCAGAUUUAUUUCUCGUGUUGAACAUGAUAUCUCACUUGCUCGUUGCGCUCACUCGUGAGAUAUCGAUCAUGUUCAACACUCGAAAUAAAUCUGGUAUUUCCGCGCACCCAUGUAUUAUUCUUUAUAUAUCUUUUUGGUAAAAUCAUCUAGCAACUCAAUAACACGUUCCUUUCAUAAAAUUAGAGUGUUUUCACAGAUUGCAGUAAUCCCAUUCAAGGAAAUUAAUGAGGAACAAAACCUGGAAACAUGUAUGUUCCUGGAUGAGAAAUUAAAAACUAUAACAACACAUUUGGCAAAGAGCGUUGGUGUUUUUUUGGAGCUUGCUCCACAGUUUGAUGUGAUGCACCAGGAUCAAAUGUUUAUACAGAUAUUGUCAGAAGUGAAAAAGAACAAAUUGGACGUUCGUGCCCAGUUCAAUUAUUCCUUGUUGCUCUAUUCAACAGGAAAGGUAUAGCCACAAUAUUCAAUCAAGGCAACUUGUAGACUUUUAAAGCGUGCCAAAACGUUAAAUCAUUCGCAUCCGAUCUUUUAUGAUAUAGAAUCACCUUCGGCUUGAGUUUGCAUAUCUGAUAAAGAUCGCCGGAUCGGCUGCAAAUGUGUUAACUAUAGAGUAUAGUACACAUUAUCCUAAAAGUACAACGUAUUUCAGAUCAUUUUUUAUUGAACCACAUAGCUAUAAGCACGUAAUUAUUUUUCUAUAUUUCUUCUAAUUAGAUGCUAGAAAAGGUGGGUUUGAAAGACCGUUUUUCCCUGGACUGCUGGAGUUUUUCUGUAAUGUAGUUACGCAGCAGUACAAAAACAUUACACUAACUGACACACAGCCUUCAAGUUCAAGAAUAGCUGAAACACCAACGUUAACAAACGACAUGACGGCAAUUUUAAUUGCUAUAGUCACAAGCGCUACCAAAAAUCCAAUUGAGGUAAGUUACAUGAUAGACUCCACUCUCUAGGCUAUAGCUCAGACAAGGUUUAUGGGGGGGGGGGAUGUUGACUCUGAAACAAUUAUGACUAAUUCAAUGUAAUGAAAAUAUCAAUUUGAUAUGCCAUACGGCUAGUUUUUCUAAUUUUAGCAUUGUCUAUAAUUCCUUAAUUAUUUAAAACGUCGAUUACUCAUUCAAUAUAUUGCAUGGGUUAUCUUAAUAUUGACUGUCGGUUACUUUGUAUCAAUCUCGAACCCUUUAAUUAAAACCUAUCAAGCAGAUUAAACAGUAACGAGAGAGUAAAGUGAAUGAAAUUUGAACAUAGGGUUGGAGAACGCAUCAAGAAGUCACAUUCGGACAUCUCGUCUGGGAUGUAACGGAGUGCGCAUAAAUGUUGGUGAAGGGCAGCCGAAAGGAUCACACAUCCAAAGAAACAAAUUGCCCGAAGCUAUAAUACAAAACUUGGACAAGGGUUAGUUAAACAUUCAAAGUAGGUAGAUCGAAUCACAGUCUCUAUAAUUUUCCGUGUCCAUAUUACACAUACGGUAUUUCGUUUCCAAAUGUAUUAUUAUACCUAACGUUGAACAUACCAUGAAAACAAUGUGUGCAAACGUUCUUUGCUGAUCGUUUAAACAAAUAUUAUAUAAACAUUCCCUCAUUCCUUGUUCUCUAAUCUCGUGUUAAGAAAAUGUUGAUAAUUUCUACAUUAAUAAGUCAUGUUAAUGUAUCAUGUUAUGUUGUUUUCAGUAUUUCCCGAUGCAAAAAAAUUAGCAGAAAUAAAUCAAAAACAGAAAUCUUCAGGUAUAAAUUAUUUUUGUAUUAUUUUUGGUACAGUACGCAUUUAUUGAUGCGGUACGCAUUUAUUGUUCGUAUAGUGUAAACAGGCAGACGUCAUUACUCAUUGGUAUAGAGUAUAUUAUGUAAUAUAAAACAUUUUCCCGGUUGAUAUUUAAUUUAGCAAUUAUGCGCCGAAGACGUGGUGAUUAUAUAGGGGAAUAUUCACCGAGACGAAAAAAAGUCUUGUUGCCACAAGUCUUUUGUGUUUUUUGGGACUGAUUUUAUUUUAAUUUCGCUUAUUUCUUUAUUAGUAACUUCCACAAAAUGCCUAGCCACUGCAGACAAGAAGCUCCCUGAAGUGCUAAAUGAUCACACUGGUAAAUGAAUUGCCUUUAUGUUAAUUUACUUCUUAUAUCUGCAGUUGUAAACGACUUCUUUUAACAAUCAGCGGAUGCUAUAUAUUGCUAUAUAAAUAUAUGUUUAUACAUUUUUAGCCACUGCCACUGGCACUGCAGACAAGAAGCUCCCUGAAGUGCUAAAUGAUCACACUGGUAAAUGAAUUGCCUUUAUAUUAAUUUACUUCUUAUAUCUGCAGUUGUAAACGACUUCUUUUAACAAUCAGCAGACGCUAUAUUCUAUAAAUAUAUAUGUUUAUACAUUUUUAGCCACUGUAAACAAGAAGCUCCCUGAAGUGCUAAAUGGUCACACUGGCAAAUGAAUUGCCUUUAUUUAUUUACUUCUUAUAGUUGCAGUUGUAAACGACUUCUUUUAACAAUCAGCGGACGAUAUAUUUUUAAAAAUAUAUAGGCUAUGUUUAUACAUUUUUACCCACUGUAGGCAAGAAGCUCCCUAAAGUGCUAAAUGAUCACACUGGUAAAUGAAUUGCCUUUAUUAAUUUAUUUCUUAUAUAGUGGGACCCUAAUAUAUGUUUAUAAAUCUUUAGACACUGGAGACAAGGAUCAACAUGAAAUGUCAGAGAAUGACGAUGGUAAAUUGCCUUUUUUAUAAUAUAUUUGUCCCUUUAAUCUUUAUAUAUAUUAACCUGAUUUACUUCUUAUGUUUGGAGCCGUAGACGUGACGUCUUAUUCAGCAACCUUAGAUAAGAUCAGACGUCUUAUUCAGCAACCCCUUCCUGAAGUGGGUUUGCCCAAAACAAACCUCUCAUUAUUGUUUCACACCACUCAACUAUUAAUCUUUCAUGAUAUAUAUUAAGAUUUACAGUAUAGCAAGUUUAAAAAACCCAUCAUUUUAACACUUCUCAUGAGGAAUCACCCCUAGGUAAACCUUGGGGUUCUACACAAGAAUGAACAAUAUGAAGAGGACAUGGUUGAUAUUGUUUCAUUCUUGCAUAAGUAUGUUCCUGGGCAUGACGAGGCCUCAUCAGAAAGGAAGCCGAGGAAAGGUUUGGAGUGGAGGGACUACCUAACCUUUCAAAGGCACACAGAAGCUCAAUCGGCCAUGCAAGACGCAGACUUCUGCAAGAUUUGA
Molecule: messenger RNA, 6092 nt
Organism: Paramuricea clavata
Lineage: Eukaryota; Metazoa; Cnidaria; Anthozoa; Malacalcyonacea; Plexauridae
Source: the annotation of a GenBank genome assembly